Molecule: messenger RNA, 2238 nt
Organism: Penicillium brevicompactum
Lineage: Eukaryota; Fungi; Ascomycota; Eurotiomycetes; Eurotiales; Aspergillaceae
Product: fungal specific transcription factor domain-containing protein
Exons: 4
Coding region: 1-2238 (745 amino acids)
Biological process (GO): DNA-templated transcription
Molecular function (GO): DNA binding; zinc ion binding
Source: RefSeq, a predicted model, not a curated record
AUGGGGUGGAGGGAAAAAAUGAAGCAAGAUGUCGACAGGCUCUCAGCAGAAGUGCAGGAGUAUGAAAACUUCUUGAACGAACUCCGAAGUUCGGCGGAGUCUAGCACCUCGCACUGGAUCAAGGUGUUGCUAGAAAAGUAUGACUUGAAAGGGGAUCUUGAUUAUGACAACAUCACCUCUCGUCCCUCCACGUCUCAAAAUGGCAUCGACGCCAACCAGGCUUCUCCAAUGUCCUCAAUUGGGUCACUGGAUGCGAUUGACCGAGUGGACGAGGAUCACAAUCGAACGGAAAAUUCUCGCGCAACAGGCUACAUGGGUAAGAGCUCGGAAAUCACAUGGAUUCAGCGCCUCCAAAGGGAAGCCGAGCAACGCUCUCAUGGAAAGUGCGGAUCUUUGGAGCCACGCCCUGACGAAGACGAACAAACAAAAGAAAAGUUUUCACUUCACGUUCUGAAUUAUCAUCUGGACGACCUCAGCAUUUCUGUCCCUGAACCAGUGCAGGAAUAUAGCAUGCCACCUCGGGAUCACGCAGAUCAACUUCUUGCCACCUACCUAGAAAUGGUUCAUCCGUUUUUCCCAAUCAUUAGCAAGCCCUUGUUCAACGCACAAUUUCGGUCUUUUUUCGACAGCUCCGCCCAAUUUCGUGGUAUUCGACCCGGCGACAAGUGGCUUGCAAUUCUGAACACCAUUUUUGCAAUCGCCGCCAGAUAUUCCGACCUCACUAAUGCGCCCUGGCACGGGACGGGAACGGACCAUCUCAUGUACCUAGCUCGAGCUAGACGUCUGAGUAUGAGCAGCAAGGAUCUUUUCAGCCAUCCUGAUCUUCAGCAGGUCCAGGUAGAAGGCUUGAUUGCAUUCUACCUUCUAUCCUCCAAUCAAAUCAAUAGGGCCUGGAGAAUCUCGGCCUUGGCCGUGCGCUCCGCAAUUACAUUAGGCCUGAAUCUGAGGAACAACAACUCAGUCACCCCCAACGUGUCUAAGGAAUCACGAUACAAGGUGUGGUGGUGUAUUUACUCUCUUGAGCACAUGCUUGGCAUCAUGACUGGCCGACCAUUAUCUACCCUGGACGGAGGCUCUGCAACUCCCCUGCCACUCCCCUUUGAUGAGGAUCAGUUGAAGACAGAUCCUGCGGCCAUUGAAAUGCUGGAGGACCCACAGUUGCGAGAGGCUAGGAUUAGGAAUGUGAUGGCGAGCACAUGGGAUCGUCCAAUCGGAGGCGUGAGGGAGAACGCGCAGUCAAGUGACCAACCUUGGGUCAAGAAUCUACCUGCAACCUUCAGCGUGUGCUACCUUUAUUCUUGUGACUUGACGGUCAUCACCCAGGACGUUCUCCACAAAGUCUACUCGACGCACUGUGUGCUGCUUCCGUGGGCAGAAAUCGAGAGUCGCAUCGAUGAGUUGCGAUUGCGAUUCGAUCUAUGGCGAUCUAACCUUCCCACAACCCUUGAAUUCACAGAGCGAACGAACGGUGAUAGUUGUGAACCUCUCCGCUGCAAACUCCUAUUGGGAUUUCAGUACUACAGCGCUCGGAUCACUCUAGGUCGACCAUGUCUCUGCCGACGCGAUGCCCGGCAAAACGUGUCGACUCCGACUUUCAGUCACUCAAUGGCACUCAUCACUCUAGAGUCUGCAACAAGCAUGAUAAACCUGAUCUCAGACGCGCCGAAUAUACUUCAGCUUUACGAGAUGUGCCCCUGGUGGUGUGUUUUGCGCCAGCUGAUGCAGGCUGCUGUUGUCAUACUUCUCGAACUCUCAUUUGGUAGCGUACAUAACCCCGAAGAGGAACCGAACUUUGUGCAACUCGCCAAGAAAUGUAUUCGCUGGUUCUUCGCAAUGCCGGAGCCCAGUGCGCAGCGUGCCUGGCGGCUUUGUGAUUCCAUCUUCCGCAAAUUAGCCCGGGGGAUGAAAUACAGCACUUCCGAUAUCCCAUCUCAUCCUUCCUUGCGACAUCACCAUUCAAAUCUCUCCAUCCCGCAGACAUCACCCGAUCGCGCAUCCGACCAUGUGCAGGAUUAUUUCAACUUGCAACCAGAGGACAUAUCGUUAUUUGGCUCACACCCGGCCCCAGACGCGCAUCUCUGGACGAGCUUCCUCGGCCAUGCUACCCCAGAGCUGACAUCUUCUGCGCAGGAGCCUUUGGCGCCGGCUGAUCCGUAUCUUCCUUAUGAUCCCUUGAGCGAUGAUUUUCUGCGCGCUUUCUUUGCCGCUCCUGGAGAAGAUAGCACACAAGGCCCAUGA